Molecule: messenger RNA, 4092 nt
Organism: Suricata suricatta (meerkat)
Lineage: Eukaryota; Metazoa; Chordata; Mammalia; Carnivora; Herpestidae
Gene: ZNF8
Product: zinc finger protein 8
Exons: 4
Coding region: 111-1838 (575 amino acids)
Biological process (GO): negative regulation of transcription by RNA polymerase II
Molecular function (GO): RNA polymerase II cis-regulatory region sequence-specific DNA binding; DNA-binding transcription repressor activity, RNA polymerase II-specific
Source: RefSeq, a predicted model, not a curated record
AGCGCGGCCGCCAUUGUCCGGCGGGCGGUGAGUAGAGCGGUCCCUGAGGUGGGGGCUGCUCUCGGGUUUACGGCCGCUUCGGGCUUUUGUCCCCGGCCUAUCGAUCCAGGAUGAACCCCGAAGAGGAAGCGACAGCACUGGUGAUGGCUAAGGGGCUGCCAGGAGAAUGGCUUCAGGAGCCGGUGACCUUCCGGGACGUGGCUGUGGACUUCACCCAAGAAGAGUGGGGGCAGCUGGGCCCUGCCCAGAGGACCCUCUACCGUGACGUGAUGCUGGAGACCUUUGGGCAUCUGCUCUCUGUGGGACCUGAGCUUCCAAAACCUGAAGUCAUCUCCCAACUGGAGCAAGGGGCUGAGCUGUGGGCAGCAGAGAGAGGCAUUGCCCAGGGCCACUGUCCAGGCUGGGAGCCCGGACCUGACAGCCUGGCGUCACCCAAGGAGCAGGGCCUUCCUGAGGAGGAGCCGUCCCGUGUGGCGGAAAGGGAGGGCUUCCCGAGGGACGCUCCGUGUGCCGCCGCACUCGGGGAAGGCUGGGAACGCGAGCGCCAGGUACAGGUGCCCGAGGAGGAACAGGAUGAUUUGAGGCAAUUGGAAGGUAGCCUCAAGGGAGUGCCAGUUCAAGACAAAAGCUGUGAAAGUCUGAGACCUGGUCAAAAUGGUGUCCAGAGUUCAAACCCAAAUCCGUCCUCAGAGACUUGUAGGAGAGACUAUCUCUGUGAUUACGACUCACAAGCUAUCGACCCGGAAGGUGACUCAAGCCUAGUCCAGCAGACAGGCUCCUCUGGCGGAGAGCCGUGUGACAGCAGUGACUGUAGCAAAGCUUCCGGUGCGGCCAUUCCGGUUACGGAAGUCACCCGAAGCCAAGGACAGGAUAAACCCUACAAAUGUACAGACUGUGGGAAGUCCUUUAACCAUAACGCACACCUCACAGUGCAUAAGAGGAUUCACACGGGAGAGAGACCUUACAUGUGCAAAGAGUGUGGGAAGGCCUUCAGCCAGAACUCCUCCCUGGUUCAGCAUGAGCGGAUCCACACGGGAGACAAGCCCUACAAAUGUGCCGAGUGCGGGAAGUCUUUCUGCCACAGCACACACCUCACUGUCCAUCGCAGGAUUCACACCGGAGAGAAACCCUACGAAUGUCAGGACUGCGGGCGGGCCUUCAACCAGAACUCCUCCCUGGGCCGGCACAAGCGGACGCACACCGGGGAGCGGCCGUACGCGUGCAGCGUGUGCGGCAAGGCCUUCUCGCGGACCACGUGCCUGUUCCUGCACCUGAGGACACACACCGAGGAGAGGCCGUACGAGUGCAACCACUGCGGGAAGGGCUUCCGGCACAGCUCCUCCCUGGCGCAGCACCAGCGAAAGCACGCCGGCGAGAAGCCCUACGAGGGCCGCCAGAGGCUGACCUUCGAGCAGGCGCCGGCUCUGACGAAGCGCGGCUGGGCCGAAGCCCUCGGCUGCGACCCACCUCUGGGCCCGGAGGGGCGGGCUCACCGAGGCGACAGGCCUUUCAAGUGUACCCUCUGUGGGAAGGGCUUUCUUCAGAGCUCGCACCUCAUCCGACACCAGGUAACGCACACCAGGGACGGGUCCCCGGGCCGGAACCGGCGGCGGCUCGAGCAGUCCUUCGCGCGGGGCUCACACCUUGCCCGGCACCAGCACACGUGCGCCGGCGAGAGCCCCGGGGGCGGGGUGAAGGCAGGGCAGCCCCCGAGCCGGGCGCUCGCCUUGUUUGACAUCCGUGAGAUCAUGCAAGAGAAAAACCCGGUUCACGUCAUUGGGGUUGAAGAGCCUUCCGUGGGUGCUUCUGUGUUGUUUGACAUCAGGGAGUCCUCGUAGGAGAGAAACUCUACAGCUGACGUAUGAACCACGGGCACAAAAAUGUGCUAAGUCCACACAGUGCGUUCACGGAAGGGGGCCGGGGGUAGAAAGGUCUAGGGCGACCUCUGAUUUCUUAAAGAAAUGGUGCUUCCCGAAUACCAGAGAUUGAGGGUUCUCCAGUCUGCCAGGGCCGGCGCCCUCUUUAACCACAGGCGUUUUGUGCUGUUCCCUCUGUUACUGCAAGAUGAAUUCCGAGGUAAGAGAACCUACACGUGUGUGUUGGGAAAAACCGAUAUACGGCCCCUUUCUGUAAAGCAUGAUUAAAGCAAGAGUAAUUUACCGUAGCGUAAUGUAGACUGAGUUGGUGUGGUAUCUCUCCACGUGACUGUGUGGGCCGUUGAACCUGGACACCUGGGGCAUUGCCGUUGCCAUCCCGUGUGUGGGACACGGCGUUGGUCAUGGAAAUGGUCCGAGGGGCAUUCCUGUAUGGGAUGCGAUUUUCCUAAGUGGUGACGAACUCUUGCAAAAGUAUUAGAGAAAGCAAAAUACCAUGGCAUUUCUGGAAAAUUCUGUAUAAAUCCUAAGCGUGCAGGAGUUGAUUUGUGUUUCUAUGUGAAGUUGACUUAGGAUUUCAGUUCACACAUGACAGACUUGUACACACGUGUGUACACAGUCCAUGGGAGCCGUCUCUGCACCUCACGGUCAUCAGAGCACACUUGGCCCCCACCCACAUGUCCGCCACACUCAUGCCCAGAGCAAAAGACAAAGAGGCCCCCGCGAAAUUGUGCUGCAUUCCCUGGACAUGUCACAGCUCCUUUUGAAAGCCGUUGCCUUGAAAUUGCCAACAUUGCUUAAGGCAGAGGUUCUCCAUCAGGAGUGGACUUGUCCUCCAGCGGACAUUUGGUGAUGUGUGGAGACAUUUUUGGUCAUCUUAACUGGAGGAACAGAGGGGUGCCACUUGGGAACUAGUGGGUAGAGGCCAGGGGUGCUGCUAAACACCCUCUAAUGCCCCAAACUGCCCCUCAACAAAGAAUUAGCCCCAAAUAUCCCAAGGGAAAGAAACUACAGCCAACUUUUUCCAGAGUCUAAAUCGAUCAGGGCUGCACCAACAGGCGUAUACCUUUGGUUUUAACAAAUGGUAUCAUUAACUGAUUUAUACACAAUGUGUCUUAUAGUAGUCUUUUUUUUUUUACCAUUUUGCAGCAUUCCUAAUUGGUGUGGAAAAAGGAAGGGAAUCUACUUAUUUUUCUGAGUAAUCUAAAUUUUAGCAUUUUAUCAUGGACGUCGUAAAACAUGGGUAAGCCCCACUUGUGACCAUUCCUCCUUGCUUCCCCAUUAAUAGUGUGGGGUGCAGCUUCAGGAAUGUUCCACCUAUCAGUGCCCUGUGGGGAGAGGAGCCCCAGUGGUAACUCAUGGUUCUGGCAGCUGUGGAAGCCAGGCCUUCAACUGCCCCUUCCCCUCCACCUUGGCCCCCAAAAUGGCAGCUCCUGAAGGGUCCCAGAAUGGCUGCUGGGUGGGCUGAGGUUACAGUGGCCUCAGCUGGUAAGCCGGGAGCAAGCCUGUCACUCGCCUCCCUCUCCAGGCAGCAGAGAUGAUUACAGAUUUUUCAUUUUUCACUUCGGGUCACAUUUUCUAGGCAUAAUGUUCCUCCUGAUUUCCUUAGAGAUGCUUUGAAACAGAUAAGCUCCUCAGGGGAAGUUACUCUAAACUAUGGAAUCCAUGGCUUUAUCAGCUUAUAAAAGUAAUGCAAACUCUUUACUGGAAAACAUGGAAAAUACACAGAAGUAAAAUUGAAUUCCUCAUACUUCACUAUCCAGAGAUGGUCUUUACCGCAAAGAUUUUGUUACUCUCCCUUGUAAUUUUUUUCAUAACAAUAUAAAUGUAUACAUACUGUGUACACUAGAUCUUAUACCAUAAAAAUAUUUCUAGUUGUGUUGUUUUAGGAAAUUGGAGUCCUUUCUUGUUCUCUUGUAAUGCCUGCUUCUUAACUGGUUUUGGGUUUUUUUGAGCAUUUUCCUCUGGCCAUGAAUUUCGUGUAGCCUUUGAAGUUACUUUUCAGGAGGGUUGUAGGAGCGUGACCACCUAGCAUUUUACCAGCUUUGACUUUUAUCCAAAAGUAGGGAGACUCUUCUACAUGUUACCAUGGGGAGUAAAAAUGGACUCAGCCUCUGUGAAGGGCAGUUUAUCAGUUGCCACCUAAAAUUAUAAACACACACGGGACUCCUGGGUGGCUCAGUGCAUUAAGCUUCAAACUUGGGCUUAGGUCAUGAUU